Penicillium paradoxum is the source of this 927-nucleotide messenger RNA. RefSeq names its product acetate uptake transporter family protein. Gene Ontology annotation, molecular function: acetate transmembrane transporter activity. The coding region runs from base 1 to 927 and encodes 308 amino acids. Gene Ontology annotation, cellular component: plasma membrane. The transcript has 3 exons. Lineage: Eukaryota; Fungi; Ascomycota; Eurotiomycetes; Eurotiales; Aspergillaceae. The record is from RefSeq and is a predicted model, not a curated record.
AUGUCGACCGAAGCAAUCGAUCACGCCGGUCUGGAGAAGGACAUGGGCCCUACUCCCCGGGUCGGUGUUCAAAAUGGUAUCCAGAACGGUUUUCAGAACGGUGGCGGCGCCCCCAUGCAGCCCCAGAUGUCUGCCGAAGAGCACCAAGUAGCACGCGCUGCGGCCCGCUUCGGAUACGGGCCCCUCGCUCACGUCAACACCGCGGAGGCUUUCCUGCCUUCCUUCGGUGGUGAGUUCCAGCCCGGUCUGUACAAGCCCGUCGAGGGCCGCAAGUUUGCCAAUCCUGCUCCCCUCGGCCUCUGCGCUUUCGCCCUCACCACGUUCGUGCUGAGCGCUAUCAAUAUGGGUACCCGCGAUAUCGGUGUCCCCAGCAUUGUCAUCGGCCUGGCCUUUGGCUACGGUGGUCUCGUUCAGCUGCUCUCCGGCAUGUGGGAAAUGGCUGUUGGUAACACUUUCGGUGCUACUGCUCUCUCCUCCUACGGUGGUUUCUGGAUCGCUUUCGCUAUCGUCUUGACUCCUGGUGGUUUCGAGAUUGGCGAUGCCCUCGGCGAGGCCAGCAACGACCCUUCCAAGUUCUAUGAUUCCAUGGGUCUGUUCCUGAUGGGCUGGUUCAUUUUCACCACCAUCAUGUUGUUCUGCACCUUCAAGUCCACCGUCGCUUUCUUCCUGUUGUUCUUCACACUGGAUCUGACCUUCCUCCUGCUCGGUAUUGCCUACCUGCAGCGCGGUCCCGAUGGCCACCCCAAUGCCAAAGUCCAGAAGGCUGGUGGUCUCUUCGGUUUCUUGGCUGCUUUCGCUGCCUGGUACAACGCCCUGGCUGGUCUUGCCGAUACCAGCAAUAGCUUCUUUAUAAUCCCUGUGGCCCACUUCCCCUGGUCUGCCACUGGUCGCACUCGUCGUGGCAAGACUGACCGCGAGCAGGCAUAG